GACGACACGUUAGGUAUGUCAGUUAAUCGAAUUUGGUUAAAUGUUUGACGUCUGCUUAGAUUAAUGUUACAGUUGCAGAGAUAUUCUGUUGAAUGAAAAAUUAUAAGUUGAAGAUUCUUUUUGUGUAUUUAUUAUUCUUCAAAAAUUGGUCAAUCAAGUUAUCUGUUAAUGUAGACCAACAGAGUGCAGAUUAAAUCUCUUUUAGGUUAAGAAAUGUCCAGUAGACUUAGUGGUAGAGAUGAACAAAAACAUUUUAAUUCUAAUUUUCUGGUUUUCUAAUCGAUUUCCAUUUAUUAGCAUGGGUGCCAACAAUCUACAUAAAUUUGAUGGUACAAGCAUCACAGAAAUAGUUGGUGAUGAUGUGUUUUUCGAGAUAGUGGAACCAGAAGAACUCAGUUAUACUUAUAGAACUCGACCAGCAAAAAAUUUUGGAACUAAAUUUAAUGUGAAUUUCUCCCAUGGUGUCAUACCUCUGGUCCCGGUCGACCCCGCAGAUGGCUGCAGCUGGCCUGAUAAUGCCAAUGAUCUGCGAGGGAACAUAGUUCUGGCCGAGAGAGGAGAAUGUUCAUUUUUAAGCAAAGCAAUAAAAGCAGAACAAGUUGGUGCAGUGGCCAUAAUCAUUGCUGAUUAUGAUGUAAAAAAUGAUGAUCUUUAUGUAGAAAUGAUCGAUGACAAGACAUUAAGAAAAACCAAUAUCCCAGCAACAUUCCUAGUUGGCCGAAAUGGAUAUAUUAUAAGAAAGACAUUGAAGAAGCUCAGACUGAAGCAAGCACUGAUAAGGAUACCACUUAACAUGACCCAUGUGCCAGUUCACAAAAUGAGACAACCUCCUUGGGUCCCUUGGUGAUUUAAUAAAUUGUUUUCAUCAUU
Messenger RNA from Homalodisca vitripennis (glassy-winged sharpshooter), 870 nucleotides. RefSeq names its product PRADC1-like protein. NCBI's taxonomy places the organism in Eukaryota, Metazoa, Arthropoda, Insecta, Hemiptera, Cicadellidae. Bases 239 to 847 code for a protein of 202 amino acids. The record is from RefSeq and is a predicted model, not a curated record. The transcript has 5 exons.